Alternaria rosae is the source of this 2315-nucleotide messenger RNA. RefSeq lists its product as uncharacterized. The transcript has 2 exons. Gene Ontology annotation, biological process: actin filament polymerization. Gene Ontology annotation, molecular function: microtubule binding; actin binding. The coding region runs from base 203 to 2242 and encodes 679 amino acids. Gene Ontology annotation, cellular component: cytoplasm; actin filament. NCBI's taxonomy places the organism in Eukaryota, Fungi, Ascomycota, Dothideomycetes, Pleosporales, Pleosporaceae. The record is from RefSeq and is a predicted model, not a curated record.
UAGCAAGCUACUUGAGCAUGGUUUAGCGAUUGGACAUCAAGGACGGCCGCAGAAUCAAUGUAAGCCAUUUUCUUGGCCUAGCCUCGCGACAACUUGAUCAACAUCAACACACUCGCUCAUAAACAAUUUACAAAGAGACUGUACUUGAGGGACAAUACCCUUGAUGUAGUGAGCCAGCGAUUACACGAUAGUCCACGUUACAAUGUCGAAAAACCGGGUCGAAGCAAUAGAGCAGCGCAGUCAGCAUGUCAAUAGUGGGAGAUCCAAAAGCGGUGGUAUAUCGCACAAUGGAUACCUGAAGGCUCUUCAAAAACUGCAAUUCUAUGCACAAUCCGACACCGGAAGAUAUUCGUCUCGUGUACAAACACCUACGAAUCCGUAUGCAAAAGAACGUGACAGUGUUUAUCUGCAUGAGAAGCAGAGUAGCGUGCUCAAGCUUCCCCCUGAUGAUUCAAAUGCAAGGAUUCCAUGGCCUGCGGCCGAGGUACAGGUUCUUGAUACCACGAGGCCGACUGAUCAUCCGAACCUUUGGCAUCCUCCCCCUCCACCUCCUCCACCUCCUCCACCCCUUGUUCCUCUUAUUCCUUUGCUACAGCCUCCACCACCGGGUUACAGCUUUAGUUGGUAUUCUCCUCUUCCGCCGCCGCCGCCGCCGCCGCCGCCGCAACUAUCAUCAGUACCUAAUCCGGUUUGCGAUCAACCAAUUCCUUGGUAUUUUGAUUCUCGUCCUCAUCCUUAUCAUCUUCUUCUACGACUACCGCAGGAGCUUCAGCGUUCCCCUUAUCCGUUGGCUUACUCAGAAUAUGCUCGGAUUCUUGAGCUCGAAUUCGAAUCCGAUCGACUUUGGCGCCAACAGCUGUUGCUAGCAGAAGACGAGUGCAACUUUGAGCUACUGCCAAGGAUAACAGACAUGUUCAGCAUCCGGACGAAAAUGUUGAUACUAUAUCACACCAAUAUUCUGGAGAGGCCUGCAAAGUCUGCGAAGCUAUACUCUGGUCUCAUCGACCCUAAAUAUAGCCCCGGGAUGAGCUAUCGAAGACCGAUCAACCACAAAACGUACCAUCUUCAUAUGAGAAAUGUUCAAGGAAUAGAACUUUCUACGAGCACCAAGUGUUUGACCAGAGACAGAAGGCCAACGAAAUUGAUGCCAUUAAGUCUUGACGAUACGACUGAUGUUUGUAUGAGCCCCUGUCCUACAAAAUGGCAAUCAGAGGAUAUUCAAGGACAGGGAAAACUAAACGCAUGGAGGCGUUCAGCAGGAAGACAGAAAUCGUGGAGAAGAUGUCCCAAAAGGAUAGUUUUCAAUUGCGCGCAACAUCGGCUACUGUCAGCCCAAUUGCGCAACCUCGAUGGUAGAUUCUUUAAAUCGCCGCUCUGGAUUCCACAAGUCUUUCAGCAACACCGUUACGUGGAUAAAAGAGAUCGAAACAAUAGACUCACCCGCUUGGAAUUGCAAAACCGGGUUCCAAGAAGGGAAAACCAGAAGAAGAAGCAUGAUUUGGGAUUCGAAAAAGAGCUAUCGACUUCCGCGAAGAGCCAUGAAGCAGAAUCUACUCUUCCAACUCUUCGUGGGCAGCCAACCCGACCACGGCAAUCGGUAGAACUCGGUACGGCUUUUAUCAGAUUGAUAUGGGAGAGGGAGACGAGAACUACCCCUAUCGGACAGCUGGACCGAUUCCUCGCCAUUGGUCUUCUUCUUGUUGGGCGUUGGCGUGUACUACAUUUCCUUCGUAACGAUAAUCACGCCGACGUAUACUCCGUGGAAGACAUCCAUUUUCAAAGCUCGAGACGUCAUACAACUGUUCAGAUGGAGGCUCAUUACUUCAUAAACCAACAUUCCAGCAACUGGAGAACAGCGGCAAAGAGGAAGCAGAAUCGCUUGCUGAAGAGCGAAAGGUGUCAGGCCAACUUUCGAUACAAUGAUAGGUACAUGGUCAUAUUGAGGGUCUUUCCAAAUACGGACGCUUUCGAACUCCGUCGGUGCAUAAGCGACUUCCCGGCAUUGUGUGGCCGCAAAAGUUCGAAGUCACUGUAUGCCCUAGCUGAACGCCGAUCAUAUGCGGAGGUUUUACGACAGGCUAUAUUGAACGAUGGCAUUGUGAUGCGCAGUGAGAUGCAUCAAGCAUCGCAGACUGAGCCCGAGAGAAAUGCGCAGCGUUCAGCGCUAGCGAAAGCGAGAAGAGCUGAGAAGCAAAGAAUGGCAAGGCUCGAGAAAAGGCAGGCGCAGCACACAUGUUGUUAAACGGGAAGAAUUUCGAUAUCACACGAGUCCACCUUCGCGUUCAGUAGAUUUAGCAAUGAGUGAAUGGGCGAUU